CCAAAAUUCAAAACAUCAACAAAAACAUAUGAACAUCAACAUGUCAGUGCAAUAGUUUUGGCAGAAAUCCUUGCGAUAUUAUUUUUAAUAAUACUUUAAUUCCAUUACAAAUCCAAAAUCCUAUAAUGUUGCAUAAUGAUCAUAACAUUGCAGAUGCUGAUAGUUGUCCGUGAAUCCAUUUUGGCCCUUUUGAAUGGAUGGCUGCCUCCGUUUUUCACUCAACUGCUUAGGCAGUUGAGUGAUAACAGGCUGAUCCGUGUGAAAGAAGAAAUCGAAGACCAGGUUUAUGCAGACUACGAUGACGAAUGUGGAGUGGAAUUCUUCCCGCCGGUGUACGCUCAACGGUAUGCAGCAGUCUGCGAUUGCCUUAUGGACGAGCAGUGGUUUGGCAGGGUAGAAAAGGUCUUAAAUAUAGGGAAGCACUAUGACAUCCAUUUCUUGAGAUACCUAACUGAAGUGGCGGGAGUAACACAAAUACUUGGUUUAGAUAUUGCACACUCUCUGAACUGUACCUGUGAUAUACGUGAUUUAUCAUUAAAUUAUUUAGGCAGAUGGGAAACCCCAUUGCAAAUUACUCUACUUCAAGGAAAUGCGGCCGACCCAGACUACCGGCUUAUUGGCUGUGAUGCAGUCAUUGCUAUUGAGAUGAUACAAAAACUGUUGCCCCAUGAUCUAGACAGGCUCAUUCAUAAUGUGUUUGGUUUUGUCAAGCCUUGGGUUGUCCUGUUUACUACGCCUAAUGCGGAUUUUAAUUGUCUUAUGAAGAAUUUGAACAAGAAUGGACUCAGGCAGUCAGAUCAUUACUUUGAAUGGACCAGAGAACAAUUGCAUGAUUGGUGCAGCAACAUUGUAAUGAGAUACCCAGAAUACAUGGUCAUGUCAAGAGGCAUUGGCCCUGGACCUCCUGGCACCUCUCACUAUGGCUGCUUUAGUCAGCUUGUGCUCUUCAUAUCAAAACAUUACUAUAAGAAGAUGGAACUCGAUGUUAACAGCUUGGUGAUGGUUUCAAAUCUCCCAGAGCCUGAAGAAGUAACCGAGAUUGACUGGAUAUCACCCAAGAAUGCGAAUAUUUCGCGUAGCACGUUCCAAAGACUAUUCGAAGCUGAAUGUUCAGAGUUUAGCUGCAGCCAAUACCAAGAGGAUAUUCAGUCUUCAAGUUUCACAUCUUUGAAGAUUCACGCUAUAGACAGCAGUGUUCAAUGCAACCUUGAAGUAGAAUUUGGCAAGAAAUUUGUUAUGUUCGACUACGACCAAAUGUAUAAAAUUAAGACGGCUCGUAAGAUAUUCGAGGGAGAUGUUUAUGAAAUUGGAGAUGUUGCGAGCAGGUUAAAUAACACCAUUCUUUACGUAAGGCACUUCUCGAAAAUAACACAGUAUUUAAUGGAAAAAAUCGAAUUUAACAAAAUGGAUUGGAUGGACGAAAUCCUACAGCUGAUGGAUCAAUUGUCAUGCAAAAUAAACCAUCGUUCUGGGGAUGAAUGUCAUGUGUGGAACAACGUAAAUUGGGGCGAAAAUGUUCCAUAUUGGAACCAGUAUUAUAAGGUUGUGGGAGUGUAUAAAUUUCCGUAUGAGGGGAGAUCCGAGGAAGAUGUGAUCCUCGAGGUGUUAUCAGAGGAGAUCAACAAAUUUUUUGAUAUGCACGGAGGCGGCAAACUAGAGAUACCUGUGGAGGCGUUGAUGGACGCAGUCAAACAUAUCACGGAUGACGUUGAAAAAAUUAUUAUGCUCAUGGAGGACAGCGGAUACGAGUUGCAAGGUAAAUCCGUGGUGUACACUGGCGACGAUGUCUCGAAGGCCAACCGUGACGAGGAGUGCGACUCCAGCUUUGAUUCGGAAUCCGUAUCCUAUGGGAGCUCUAUCGAUCUCGAUUUUAAUGGCCGCUUGCUCAAUCGGACCCUGGGUCACAAAAUCAAGAAGCUCCGUCUAAUGUUACCCCAAGAAGAGGACAUUAAACAGGCUAUAUGUCAAGUCGUAUGUAGGCUGAAGAAGAUCGCGAUGAGCUCGGGGCUAUGCAUGCAGGGCCCGGCUCGAUCCAAAUGGCUUCAAUCGAAACUUCUUGAACUAUUGACGAUGACGGAGAAAUCGAUUUUGAGAAAGAAUCUGUGCAAAAACGAGAUCGUUUGCUUCAAAAGUUUGGGCUAUGACAUGGGGGAUAAUAUAAACAGACAAUUGUCUAGAAUUAAAGCAGAGGAUGAUGCAGUGAUAAGAUUGCUUGAAAAGUAUGAGACUAUAUUGCGAAUGUCAGCAGAUAACACUGAUGAAGUGAAUUCCGAACACGGCAGUAACAAGUCUUUUCCUUCCAAGGUUACCAGCGCAUCGAGAAAUAGUUGUGUAGACUUAUCAAAGUUACAUGAUGAUAAAGAAUUUUGCAAAUUUCCUGCGUCCGAGACUACUGACUUAAGUUUGUCACCUAAUAACGACGAAUUGCGACGUUACACGUUAGAGGAGCAACACACUGACAGUCUACAAGACUGGGGAGAAAAAGAUAUGAGUCUGUAUCAGGAAGAAACAAACGAAAUAAAAAUCAGAAAACACGGUGAUAAAAGUUCGCCAAAACAAUCUAAGCUUAUGAAAUCACGCAAAGAUAAUAAAGGAAAAACCAAAACCAAAACUAAGAAAAGGAAAAUAACCGAUAGUCCAAACAGCAGUUUUUGUAAAAAAAAAUCGAAACACAGUGCGACUCUAAUAGCAGCGAAACGAAGUCUGGUACAGACAUCUAGUAAAGUUCUGGACAGGAAAAAUGAUGGUGCCAGACAUAAAACAGGAAGAGUUAUGAACAAAUUGACAUACAAUCAUACAUUAGUUUGUAUUGAUACGAUGAGGAGGAAAAUGGGGCCUACAUUGGUUCUCUCGGUUCCGCCCAAACCUAUUCCAGGCAGCAUACUUGAUUUAUGUCACCCUCAUUUGCAUCACAAAACAGCUGAGCCCUUGCAAAAAAUCAUUAACUCCUGGGAUGACGAAGUCGAUUCACCUGUGGCCCCUGUGGCGGCCACUGAGCAUAGUCAGAGGGUAGAAAUUUUGAGCCAAAGCGAAACGGUAAUGGUGGCUUUGCAAAGAAUGAUUGGUACUGACCCAGAUGUGGAUGUAAUAUACGAGCAUGAACUAGAGCUGUCAGAUUUGAACAGUUUGUUGAAUAAUACCUCAUACUUUGCUCAUACCGAGAAGAAUCCGUCUGAAGCUGCGGUGCAUGAUCCACCUGGAAUAGGCGCAUUCACUCAAGAAUCUACCAGCGCACCGCAAGAAAUGAACCCUUUUUCUUGCAUAUUGAAGACUCGGGUUGUAGAAAUUGUAACGCAAGACGGCCAGGAAUUGAUCGCUUUACAACGUACCAUUGGUACCGACCCAGAACUUUAUACCGAUGAGUACGAGCAAGAAUUAGAAAAUUCCAAAUUAACAACUUCUCUUAAUAAUAUGGCAUCGUUCGAGAACCUUCCCGUCGGGGUAGGGAACGCAACAUCAAAGGAAUUCUUUUUAUAUGAUUUAAACGAAGCUACGACAUCGAAAGGGAUUCGUCAUGUAAGCAUGGACGUGCAAUGCGGCACAGAGCGUCAGAUAUCUGCGACGACUUCAUUCACGUGUCCCUUAAACAUGUUUGGGCCUGCAUUAGAAAUUGAAGGUUCAAAUCAUGACUUUCGAGCAGUCCUUAAAAAUGACUGUGUAACCUCGACGCACGACAUUUUAAAACCAUGUGAACCAAAGGCUUCUCCUUGGAUGAAAUCUGUUGGUAUCAAAAUAAAAGACUCAAAUCAUGAAAUUAAUGAUACAUCCAAAGAAACAGAAACUCUUUCUGGAUCUUUCACAAUAGUUGGUGACGAGUUCAUAAAUAUACCCAAAAACUGUGCGCUUAUUGAAACUCUGCACCCUAACCUACUAGUGGAACAUACUCUUGACUAUACCAAGAAAAAUAAUAUGCGAACUAGAAACAUCCAGAGCCCUAACCCAGAUGGCAGGCCGAAAUGGAAUGAAAUUAAAAAGCAAGAUUCUAAUCACGUAGUGUCUCGGAUUUGGUAUGUGCCAAAGAGAGUACGGUCCAAACUGAGCUGUGGGAGUGUCCACGUCCAUAGUUACAAAGAUUUGCAGGAAUCUGAAGACGUAGUUUACCAAGGCAAGUGGCAACGACCCAGGCCAUAUCGCAAACCUAAAAAACCUAACCAACCGUCUACGGAUAAACUAAAGUUUACCCGUAAAACGAGUGUUUCGCCAAUAGUUGAAAAGCCGAUAGUUCAAAAAACCGUCGUUACGCCUAUAAUAAUCCGAAAUACUAAAGCGAACAAGAUGAAGGAAGCUGUGACAAAGAUGCACAUUCAAGCUAAAUUAGCUCCCACAAAGCAGCAAUUACCUAAAAACAGGACCGUAAUUUGGCAGGUGCCAAAGGCUACAUCCAAAUCGAAUGUAAGUUAUUCAAAACCAAUAAAGGCAAAAUCAAAUAAGAUAAUUCAGCCUCCGCGGAAUACUAUAUUUGCAUCACAGCCUACUAUAAUAAAAGAAAAUACCAUUCCGAUCACACAGAAGAGAAAAGUGUAUAUUCCACCCUAUUUGGAGAAAAUUAAAAAAAAGCACCAGGUACCAAAAAAAUCCAGCAAGAUAGAGGCUAAAUCAGAUAGUCAGUCAAAUCUGUUAAAUGUAAAUAACGAACAGCUAACGUCCGAAAAGAUAACGUCCGAACAGAUAACGUCCGAACAGAUAACGUCGAUACCAUCGGAAUCGAAAGUUGAAAAUCUGUUAUCGGCGUUCUUAAAAGUCUCAAUUAAACCUCCAAAGGAUGUAAAUUACGUUGUAUAUCGGAAUGAAAUGGAGAACUCUGAUGGCAGAACUGCAAUAGAAAAUAUGCCCGUUACGGCCAGACCUCAAACGAACGUACAAACGUACGAAUGUACGGAAGAUAUUUUAAGGCGCAAACUCAGUAAUCUCAGCAACAACGACUCUGCCUACUCAUCUACCAACAGCGCCCCCAUCGCGUUAAACCCAGUAAUUACUAAUAUCCAUCCUUUUCAAUCAAGUAGGAAAACUACGGCGAUAAAAUCAACAAAAUCUAGCAUAAAUCGCGAAGGGACAGAUAGCAAAAUGGUUUCCAGAAUUAAGAAACUAACCAAUUUAAUGUUUUCGAAAAAAUCGCACACGAAUGUUGCAGAGCGCUUGCCGAAAAUCUCUAUCAUAUCAAAAAACUGUUCAAAAAUGUCUCUAAAUGUUGAUUUAUUGUUAGACGAGGCAGGUAAUAAUGAUGCACCUAGUGAAGAGUCAAAGUGCAGUGUCACAAAAACAUUUUUUGAAAGUUCUGAUAGCAAAAUUAGGUCAUGUCGGAAUGACAAACAAGUUUCGAAAACUACUUUAGUACUUGAUUAUAGUGAAUCAAAUACACGAGACUUGAAAACUGGAUCCGGGUUGGACUGUAGUGAAGCAAAAAGUGACACUCAAGAAUCUUCCAAUGAAAGCUCUCUCGGAAUUUUAGACAUUGAUGUGGUGGCGAAAGCGAUGGACAAUUCUAGUGAAACCAUAACCGAUAGGUCUAAUGAUAUUUUAGAUGAUAUGAGGAAAAUGUUAGAAGAAUGUUUGAACUUUAAAGAUAAAUCGGAAGUGACAUCGGUAGCUUCUGAGGAUGUAGAUCUAAAAUCUUCUGAUUUUGACAAUGUUACUCCUGUUGGGUCUGAGACGUAUGAGACUAGCAGUAGUUUUCACCGAACUUGUGGCGUUGAGUCGUUAUUAAGCCUAACACAGAGUUUUACAAAUUUCUCGUAUAAGUCGCAGCCGUCAGCUUCCAGAAUUUCUGAGAGCAUUCCUGACGCAAGUUGGUACAAUGUCGCUCAUACCAGGCCAGGAAGCCAAGUUCAAUCUGAAAACAAGGAUACUAUUAGAAUAACUCAGAAACCAAAGGCUGGUCUCGCGUUCAGCUCUUUCUCCGUGAACGCUCCACCGAGUCCUUUAGCGUUCAGGCAACAGCCAGACUACGUUAACCUCGUCGAUUCCGAGACUGGGAGUUGUGCGCAGGCGGCUAGAAGAGCUACCUCGGAAGAAGUGUUAGUGUCCGGCCGUUCGUCCGAGAGUUUCGUAUCUUGCGCGGUGGAGGAAGAGCCUACAAUUCCGAGCUGGUUGUAUAACAUCAGUCAGCAGGCGUCGGGUAGCUUCUCGUCGAGCCGGCACGCCGUCCUACCCGAAGUCGUCCCCGAACUAGUCUUUGACCUGAACGGCAACGAGCUGACGGUUCACGGCGCGGGCGCGGGUGACGGCUGCGGGAUCCACAGCGACCAAUCGCAGGACAGUUCGGGUCAGGGGACUUCGUUCAGCUCUACUGCAAGCUCGACAGUUCAUAGCGAUUCCAUCGUGGUAGACCCGGCAUCGUUCCUGGCAGACUAUUCACCACCGGGUGAACGAUCACAUUCCCCAGCAGUAGCCCCACUAGAGGAAUCGAUUGAAACUUUAGAUAUUGCAGCGCUCGAAAACCAAAACCGGCCUCUAAACAGAAAUCGUAUCCCGCGGAGCAUUCAGAGGGUGAGCUUGCCGGCCAGCGACGCCGACAUCAGCUCGAUUGACACGGACGUCGCCUCCGAUUAGACAUUAACGUUUAUUUUUCAAGCAUCGGUUUAUUCGAACUUUGUACCUAACUCUGCAACACGUAUUUAAUCUUAGAAAUACAGCGAUUCACCAAAGUGGACGAAUGAAAUGAGAGAUAAGAUAACAACCAAUAUUUUCAUGCCCUUCCGCCAUGUUAACUUGAAAGUACAUUUAAGUAUAUUAAUGUAUCACUGCAAAAUUGGCGGGGGACAUCGUUCAUUUGGCUAAUUUAUUGUUUCUUGUUUAUUAAUAUACUUAUACAUGUACAUGUACAGUCGACGUCAAAGAUAUGUUUACACUUUUCGCCUUAUUACAAAUGAGUAAGGUGCAAAAGUGUAAACAUAUCUUUGACGUCGACUGUACACAGUUAACACACAAAUACUUCUGGUAUUUAUUCUAUUAAUUUACGCCCAUUUGGUAAAUCGACAUGUAUUUUUGUAUUUUAAUUCGAACUUGUCUGUCCGACAACUAUACUAUACAUGUAUUGUGGCAUAAUUUCUAAGCGUGUAAUUUUUAUCAUAGACCCGUUUUAAAUUUAAACCGUAGCUUAUUGCAACCAAAUUACAGCAUGUUUGAAGUUUCAAAUAAAUGUAGGUACUUAUUAA
Cydia splendana is the source of this 7154-nucleotide messenger RNA. RefSeq lists its product as uncharacterized. Lineage: Eukaryota; Metazoa; Arthropoda; Insecta; Lepidoptera; Tortricidae. The record is from RefSeq and is a predicted model, not a curated record. The coding region runs from base 136 to 6549 and encodes 2137 amino acids. Gene Ontology annotation, molecular function: RNA methyltransferase activity; O-methyltransferase activity. Gene Ontology annotation, biological process: piRNA processing; siRNA processing; RNA methylation. Gene Ontology annotation, cellular component: nucleus; cytoplasm. The transcript has 25 exons.